CUGUGACCAGCUUCUUCCUGCCUCGGGAAUAGAAACAGACACAUGCAAAAUGUGGGAUGAGAUUCGUUGCAAGCACUGACUAAUUAAGGAGUGCCCAAGGGCAGCUGUGUCUGCCUGUUGCAUCAAAAACAAGGCUUAAAAGACUGGCCACAAUUCCUGGUCCAUGACUAGCAUGCAGGUCUACUUGGAAGCAGCAAGCCCCACUGUCUUACUCACUGUGCCCUCUAAGGCGUGCGCAUGUGCAUACGCUCAUCACACAUUUUCUGAUGUCCGCUCAGUGGAUUUUAGAUCCCGCUCAGGUUGAAUCAGGGAGGCCCCACUCUGAAAGCACAUGCGCGCACACUGCCAUGAUACUGCCACCCAGGACCAAACUCAUUCCGCACACAGAUGAAAAAAAUGAGAACACUGGUCUUACUUCCAACCAAGUGUGUCCAGGCUCUUGGUUGAAAUACUAAACAGACUUACUGGGAAGUAAGCUCCAUUGAAGAUUGUGGGGCUUGAUUUAUUGAUCAAAUCGGUGUCACCUCUUAGCGACCACACGGAUAGAUUCUCUCCAGGAUGACCUGUCUUCCACUUGGCCUUGAAGGUCUCUCCGUGGUGCCUUCAUUGCUGUCGCCAUCGAGUCCAUCCACCUUGCUGCUGGUCGUCCUCUUCUUCUCUUGCCUUCAACGUUUCCCAGCAUUAUGGACUUCUCAAGGGAGCUGGGUCUUUGCAUUAUGUGUCCAAAGGAAAAGUGAGUAUGAUCUCCUGGUCAUUGGAGGAGGAUCGGGUGGCCUUGCGUGUGCAAAAGAAGCGUCCCAGUUUGGAAAGAAGGUAGCUGUAUUAGAUUAUGUGGAUCCUUCUCCUAAAGGAACCAAGUGGGGACUUGGUGGUACAUGUGUAAAUGUUGGCUGCAUUCCUAAAAAGCUGAUGCACCAAGCAGCUCUUCUGGGGAGUUCCCUCAAGGAUGCCCAACGUUAUGGCUGGCACGUGUCUCAUCCUGUGAACCAUGACUGGUCCACGAUGGCAAAAGCUGUUCAGAAUCAUGUUAAAUCCUUGAACUGGGGACACCGAGUGCAGCUACAGGACAAGAAAGUGAAGUACUUCAACCUGAAAGGCAGUUUUGUGGACUCGCAUACGAUCCGUGGGUCGACAAAGUCAGGAAAAGAGACCUUGCUCACAGCAGAAAACAUAGUCCUUGCCACUGGUGGGAGGCCCAAAUAUCCUGCAAAUAUUUCAGGGGCAUUGGAGUAUGGGAUUACAAGUGAUGACCUCUUCUGGCUGAAAAGAUCUCCUGGGAAAACGUUGGUGAUUGGGGCCAGCUAUGUUUCCCUUGAGUGCGCUGGCUUUCUCACAGGCCUUGGACUGGAUGCCACCGUCAUGAUGAGAAGUAUCCCCCUUCGAGGAUUUGACCAGCAAAUGGCCGCCUUGGUGACGGACUACAUGCAAGCCCGCGGCACGAGAUUUCUCAAGAACUGCAGCCCGACGAAAGUCAAGAAGGCGGACAGUGGCAAACUGCGGGUAACGUGGAAAUACGCGGAUUCCGGCAAAGAAGACACUGGUGAAUUUGACACCGUGAUGUGGGCAGUAGUGUCUCUGUUUCAAGGACGAGCCCCUGACACCAGAACUCUGAAUCUGGAGAUUCCUAGGGUGAAAAUAAACUCUGCGACAGGAAAGGUCAUUGUGGACGCAAGUGAAGCCACUUCGGUUCCUCACAUUUAUGCCAUCGGAGACAUAACAGAGGGUCGCCCUGAACUCACACCAACAGCGAUCUCUGCAGGGAAGUUGCUGGCCCGGCGGCUGUUUGGCCAUGCGACAGAACUCAUGGAUUACGACAACGUGCCCACCACAGUUUUCACUCCCCUGGAAUAUGGCUGCGUCGGACUCUCAGAAGAAGAAGCUACCAGACGUUUUGGCCCAGAUAGCACAGAGGUAUACCAUGCAUUUUAUAAGCCGCUGGAAUUUACCGUGGCCGAAAGAGACGCAGCUCAGUGUUACAUCAAAAUGGUGUGCAUGCGUGAGAAAGAACAACAGAUCCUUGGCCUUCAUUUCAUUGGUCCAAACGCCGGCGAAGUUAUUCAGGGCUUUGCCCUUGGAAUCAAAUUGGGCGCCACUUAUUCACAAAUGAUGAAGACCAUCGGCAUUCAUCCUACUUCCGCUGAGGAAGUCGUCAAACUGAACAUCACAAAGCGGUCACGGAAAGAUCCGACAGUCACUGGCUGUUGAGGUUAAGUGCCAUCCCUGGCUAAGAAAUGAAAGAGCACUAUGGCAGAAGCCAUCUGGAGAAAGAGAGAGAGAGUGGUGGGGGGACAUCUGGAAGUGGAAGACCAGAAGCUACACGUAAAUCUAGAUCUCUGCUGCUGGCUUAGAAUGGAUGGCGAGGCAGCCUACGUGGAAACAAACGGGAUUUUCUCCUUUCCUGAUGGAUUCUGCUUUGUGCUCUCCGGGGAUGGCCGUUUCUGUAACCCUAUCGGCCAGCUAACGUCGACUCGAAUGGCCUGAUGGAUGCUUCAGAUGAUUUCCUGUGUGUGCAGAGUUGGGAAAAGUGCCUUUUGCCGAAUAAAUACGAUCAGGCCGCCCGCCCUGCUGAAUGCCAGCUAAUGACGGCUUGUGUAUUAAACCACACGUUGGAGUAGACAAGCUUGAUGUUUGCUGGGUCCUUAUUCCACACAAAUGAUCCCGUUUAUAUUUAUUGUAGAUGAGCUAGUAGCAAAAAUAAAGACCUCAUUUUUCCCCCCCAA
Hemicordylus capensis (graceful crag lizard) is the source of this 2720-nucleotide messenger RNA. RefSeq names its product thioredoxin reductase 2 (gene TXNRD2). The transcript is spliced from 18 exons. The record is from RefSeq and is a predicted model, not a curated record. NCBI's taxonomy places the organism in Eukaryota, Metazoa, Chordata, Lepidosauria, Squamata, Cordylidae. Gene Ontology annotation, cellular component: cytosol; mitochondrion. Gene Ontology annotation, biological process: glutathione metabolic process; cell redox homeostasis; cellular response to oxidative stress. The coding region runs from base 559 to 2205 and encodes 548 amino acids. Gene Ontology annotation, molecular function: flavin adenine dinucleotide binding; glutathione-disulfide reductase (NADPH) activity; thioredoxin-disulfide reductase (NADPH) activity.